UGAUGAAAUUGAGACCAGAAUUUGAGACUGCACGGGCUGGAUUGUUGAACAGAAAUCUGGUUCCCUCAUUAGACAUAUGCAUUAGUGAAUUAUUGUGUGAAGAAUAAAGGAUGGCUACCCAAGCUGUUAUAAGUGGGCCUAAAGAAACUGCUGAUUUGAUCACUCUUGCUUCUACUCAAGGGAGGAAUCGAGGGAAAGGACAAUCACAAUGCUAUAAUUGCAAGGAGUUUGGGCAUAUCGCACGAAAUUAUAGUAAGAAAUUAUGCAACUACUGUAAACAACAAGGGCACAUCAUCAAGGAGUGCCCUACACGUCCAGAAAACCGGAAAGCCCAAGCCUUUCAAGCUGUUGUUUCUUCUUCUACAGUUACUGCAGAAAUGGUACAGCAAAUGAUUCUCACAGCAUUCUCUGCUCUUGGACUUCAUGUUAACAGAUCAGAUGUCAGGGAAGGUGAUCGCGAAGGGGCCUAAAAUGGGCAGAAUUUUUCCAUUGCAAUUUUCUAUCCCUAGGACUGUGUCUUUAGCUUCUAUUAUUGUUGAAAAUAAGGUUGCCAUUUGGCAUAAACGCUUGGGUCAUCCGAACAAUGUGAUGUUGUCUACUCUAAUGAAUCGUGGUUUUCUUGGUAACAAAAA
This is a messenger RNA of Ricinus communis (castor bean), 632 nucleotides long. RefSeq lists its product as uncharacterized. NCBI's taxonomy places the organism in Eukaryota, Viridiplantae, Streptophyta, Magnoliopsida, Malpighiales, Euphorbiaceae. Gene Ontology annotation, molecular function: zinc ion binding; nucleic acid binding. Bases 111 to 470 code for a protein of 119 amino acids. The record is from RefSeq and is a predicted model, not a curated record. The transcript has 2 exons.